AUACCUCUUCCUUCACAUUCAUUCAUUCCUUCAUUCGCUCGUUCAUUCACUCACUCACUCAACAAAGUCACUCCUUCGAAGAACAAAUCCAUCAUCAUGCACGCCUCCACCCUCCUCCUCGCCAUCCUGCCCUCGCUGGCGACCGCCCACAUGGCUAUGUGGCACCCGUCAGUCCUCGACUUCAACGGCGACGGGUACACUGCGGUGACCCCUCUGUCAGGAAAGUCGUUCUCGCAAUGGUGGUUUCACGGGAUGGCCAGCGCCUCCAUGCCCAGCGAGGUUUUUUCCCUCCCGGUCGGCAAGUCCGUUACCGUCGAGGCCUCGUGCAACAAGGACUUCACCUCGUGGGGCUCGCAGGGCGACGGCCAGAACGCCUGUCCCGACGACACCCCCUCGCUCCAUGCCGGCACGCCGGUCGAGGCCGGACAGCUCCUGGGAUGCGGCCUCGCUAUCGCCUACAAGUCCAAGUUCACGGACGUCAAACCUGAGGACUUCGCGGUCUUCUCGGUAAACCAUCAGUGCGUCAAGCAGCUAAAGACUACUUUCGACGUCCCGAAGGUCAUGCCCAAGUGUCCCGAUGGAGGGUGCAUCUGCGCUUGGUUCUGGCAGGGACAGUCGAGUGCCGAUGAGAUGUACAUGACCGGCUUCCGCUGCAACAUUUCCGGCGGCUCGAGCACUGCGUCCAUCUCCUCUCCGAAGGCGCCCAAGUACUGCCCGAGCGGCGGCUGCGUCUCCGGUCCCAAGCAGCCCAUGUACUGGGCCAACGACAACUCGAACAUCGCCUAUUCCGGCGACUACUACCAGAAGCCGUCGUACAACGCCAAGUGGGGCUUCGCCAACGGCGCGCAGAACGACAUCGUCAGCGUUGGAAAGGGCAGUCCAACGGCUUCCACAACCCUCGCCACCGUCACCCGCAAGCCGAGCGUUACCAACACUAGCAAGUUUGCGAUCCCCACGAAGGUCGUCGAUAAUUGCACCUGGAAGGACCACUGUGCCGGUGCUACUUGCGUAUGUUGAUCCGAACUCCCCCGAGAUGGGUACUGGUUCCCGUACUAACAGUCAGCAGAAAACCUACAACGACUGCAGCGACGACCUCGACUGCAAGAGUGGCGUCUGUGCCAAGUGAUU
Messenger RNA from Tricharina praecox, 1128 nucleotides. RefSeq lists its product as uncharacterized. Bases 97 to 1017 code for a protein of 306 amino acids. Lineage: Eukaryota; Fungi; Ascomycota; Pezizomycetes; Pezizales; Pyronemataceae. The transcript has 2 exons. The record is from RefSeq and is a predicted model, not a curated record.